AUGCUGUCUGAAGCUGGCACUACUCCUGCAGAUACAUCGGAUCGGCCGAGCACUUCACUUUUAUCCCUGACCUCCAACUCUGUUGGCCCCUCUACUACCUCUGCUCCUCACUCUUCUGACUUUACUACUCUCACCCCUGUCAGCCCCUCUACUACCUCUGCUCCUCACUCUUCUGACUUUAUUACUCUCACCCCUGUCAGCCCCUCUACUACCUCUGCUCCUCACUCUUCUGACUUUACUACUCUCACCCCUGUCAGCCCCUCUACUACCUCUGCUCCUCACUCUUCUGACUUUACUACUCUCACCCCUGUCAGCCCCUCUACUACCUCUGCUACUCACUCUUCUGACUUUAUUACUCUCACCCCUCACCUCUACUACCUCUGCUCCUCACUCUUCUGUCUUUACUACUCUCACCCCUGUCAGCACCUCUACUACCUCUGCUCCUCACUCUUCUGUACUUACUACUCUUACCCCAUUCAGCUCCUCUCCUGCCUCUGCUCCUCACUCUUCUGUCUCUACUACUCUUACCCCUCUAUGCACAACUACAAUCUCAUCUGCUCCACACAGUUCGGAACUGACCACUGUCACCCCUCUAUUUCCUAG
Molecule: messenger RNA, 603 nt
Organism: Knipowitschia caucasica
Lineage: Eukaryota; Metazoa; Chordata; Actinopteri; Gobiiformes; Gobiidae
Source: the annotation of a GenBank genome assembly